Messenger RNA from Neodiprion virginianus, 12790 nucleotides. It is a transcript of the gene nonC, whose product is annotated as serine/threonine-protein kinase SMG1. Gene Ontology annotation, biological process: negative regulation of macroautophagy; phosphorylation; TOR signaling. Lineage: Eukaryota; Metazoa; Arthropoda; Insecta; Hymenoptera; Diprionidae. Gene Ontology annotation, molecular function: protein serine/threonine kinase activity; protein binding. Gene Ontology annotation, cellular component: TORC1 complex; TORC2 complex; nucleus. The record is from RefSeq and is a predicted model, not a curated record. The transcript has 15 exons. Bases 675 to 11429 code for a protein of 3584 amino acids.
AAAAAGUUGAAACAAGUUUAAAGAAAGACGCGAAGUCAGCGUUUAGUGCUUUAGUGUCGCGAGCGCGAUAAAACCGUGGUCGCGACUCGAGAGUGACUUAUACGUGAGUAUAGCCGUUAUGGCGUAGUACACCAAUAGCUCUUUGACCAAUAAUUUGUACACUCUUGGGUGUUAAAUUGGCGUCAGUAUCAUAUUGUGCGCUUGUGUUACGCCGUUUACGACUGAUCGAUUGCACAACAUCUGUAAUAAUAAAUUUUAUUAAAAAGAGAAAGACUAUAAAAAAUAUAUAGAAUCAAGGUGCCAGAACAUACAAGUUUCAGCAUCGCAAACAACGCUCGGUUCACGAGAUAAGUCUCGAUAUAUCGGUCUUUUGGUUCGUGCUCGACCUGCAAGGCCCACGGACAACAGGGGCCGUUGCUACUUGCACCAACAACUUCAUCGUUUCUUUGAACGCACGCGUCCAAUGUCUAUCACUGGAGUGCGCUGCAAGUGAUUUGGAGAUAAUUAGACAAGCUGUGACUGGCAAUCUGCUCCAGUCGCCGCUCUCGAUCACGUCCAACCCCAAUAUCUAAUGUUCUCUAAUCCUAUUCAAAUAUACUAAGGGCUGUAAAUAUUACCCAGAGGUUGCGUCGUUCAGGUCUAUGGGUCAUGCCGACCAACGGUAGAGUGAUGUGAUGAAUAGCUGUGGUAACGCGAACGCUAGCACCAAGCUACGUGGAGCCAAAGUCACAACUGAGCUACGGGAAGAGCACGUAGGAAACUCUGACAGUAAUAACGAAGAAAAAGGGGACGGAGACGGUGACAACAAUACUCUUCCUGGUUAUAGUGCUGGUGACUCGAUUAAUCAACGCCAAGCUCUCUUCAUCUGCCAGAGAAACUCAACUUUGGGAUAUUCUUCUGAUCGAGCCAUCACCAGGUUUAAAUCAAGAACCAGCAGUGGAGCACGAAAUGAGUAUCGAAUGGCUCGUGGCGGAAGUACAGGAGAGCGAGGUAGAGGCGGAUCGAGGGGUAGAGCGUUUAAGAAAACCCCUUCCGAUCGAGAAUCAAACUCUGUGGCUGGGUACCAUCCUGUGUCUAGAUCCAAGUUUCAAGAACCGCUGAAAAACCAAGAUAACUCACCAAAUAAAUAUUACGAUGAUAAACGAGGAAAUGAUUCGAGAAUAUCUAAAUUGCUUAGGCGUUUAUGUCGUGAGGAUGACUACGACAAUUUCAUGGGACUUUGUAAGCAACUGCGAGAGGUGAUGGUGGCCCCAGAGAACCAGAGAUACGUACGCCGAAGCAUGGAUUUGAUCUGCGAAAGCCUUCUAGACACUCUACACUCCGGUCCAGGCUUAGAGGCAAAACAACAGGCAGCAAGAUGCCUGGGUCGGGUUGGAUACGUUGUUGAUCAAGACUUUAAACGAUACAUGGAAUGGGUGUUCAAUAAGUAUUCCCUAGAGAGAAAUGACGAUGUCAAGUGUCUUCUCAUCAAGUCUUUCGUUGAAACGUUCAAACUGGAUGCCCAAGCACCUAAGCUGAAGGAAUUUUCCGUACCCAUGAUGUCAGAGCUCCAGUCAACCCUGGAGAAUGUUGAUAGACCCGAUCUGUUGACUGCUACUGUGGACGCGAUCCUUCUACUCACUGAAUCCUAUCCAGAAACGUUUUCCAACCACUUUCGUGACACUGUUGACAUCCUUGUUGGUUGGCACAUUGACUCAACACAGCAAAAACAAGUAGUUGCAUACGCCAGUCGAAGCUUACAAAAACUGCGCAAUUUUUGGAUCGGUGAUCUCGAGUUCAGUUUGACACUGUUGGGUCAAUUUUUAGAAGAUAUGGAAAGCUAUGACGAAGAACUAACCUUACCAGGAUCGGGUACAAGUUCCCCUGGAGGUGAUGUAUCGCCUAGUCCUCGGGAAUGUAUUCUCAGAAUAACUUCGUUGAUAUCUGUCUUUAAUACAGUAACUAAAAGCAUAUCCGAUCACCUGAACCCGAAUUUCACGCCGAGUGUUCAGUGGUCUUUUUUAACGGAUUCUCUAUCAAAAAUGCUAAGAACUGUUGUUAAGGCUGUGGAGCUCGAUGACGGGAAUGAAGCAUGGGUUAAUAACUUGGGACUCACCCGAGAAAAUACUGAAAGUUUAACACGGUCAAUGAGAAGCAUGAACCUAUCACAAAAAAACAUUGAAAUACUUCUGAGGAACCUUGGUAGAGAUGAUAUUAAUGAAGAAAGUCUUGUUAAAAUGAUCAAGUCGCUAAAUGUUGGUAAAAGAAACGAUAGAAAAAAUUCUAAGAUAAGUUCGGAGAAGGAAAUAUUAUCAAUGGAGAAGGAACAGUCGUUGAUAAACCUUUUAAAGUCUACGGAUUUAAAGGGAAAAAAGAUCCAAGAUUUAUCAGUGGAAAAAGAGGAGUUAAUUGUUAUUGCCAACGAAUGUGCGUUUCUCCUCCUUGGAUAUCUUCAAAGUCGUGUAACAAAGAAUCACGAUCUUUUAUACAAAUUCAUAGAUUUGCAAUUGGAAAAGGUCAACACAUUCUGGGAUGACACCAUCGUCUCGACACUUAACAUAAUUGGCAAAGUGAUCAAAGAAGUUUCUGCGAACCUGCCGUUAGAAUUGGUCCACAAACUGCUUGGUCAGACCUCUGUUCUUUUACAGCUGAGGUUUAGAAACUCUAUACCAAUCCAAAAUGCAAGUCUCGGCGUUUAUCGCAGCCUUUUAAGUCUCAAAAAUAUUCCUCUGCUUCAAGAAGCAUACAGAUACAUAUUAGCUGAUCUUGAAACCGCUUACAAAUUGAUUGUGGGUAAUGCUAAUGAUUUGGUAGUGGAAAAUCCUUUAUUUGACGUAAAAUAUAAGAGAAAAGACAGUGAGCUUGUUGUUAUAUUCCUACUUCGUGCUCUGUCUGAUAUUGCAAAUGCGAGUAAUUCUAUAAUCGGUAUGUGGGCCUUGAAACCGAGCAUUUUGGAACUCUUGGCCAUCCGUCUACGGCCAUAUGAUGAUGCGUUGGCUAUGGGAAGUCCACUACUCCAAUACACAGUGCUUUAUUUACUCUACGCGCACUGCUCAAGAUACAACCACUUUGUUUCAAGUUCUGUAUUGAUAUCUGGUACGAACACAAACCGACCAAAAGACAUAUUUCCUGGAACAUUAGAUGUGCCUACUACAUCGCCAACAAGUGGCCAUCUUUCUAUUAUUCUUCAUCUAAUUGCAAAGACUUUCAAGAGCACAACUUCAAAUAAAGUGUUGCUCCUUCUGGCUAAUUGGACGCAGGAGAUUUUUAUACAGGCUGAAAAUUAUAUUGGAAUUUUAAACAAGACUGAGGAGUGUUACAAUAUUUUAACAAGCCUUAUAUGUUGUGGGUACACAACGAAUCAUGAUAUUAGUCUGGCCGUAGGCAAAAAUUUUGAAGUCCUCACAAGUGUGAAAAAUAUAUUUUGGCCAGAACAAAUUUACCUUGAUCUCAUAGACUUGGCUAUUUUACAUCUUACAUCGCACAAUCCGAAUGUUCAUCGAAAAUAUGCUCAACUAUUGAUGAACCUUCCACUUGAUAUAGUUAUUCCAAAAUUAAAUCGAGCCUGCUUGGUGUCAGAGACAAAGAAAUCUCAGACCAUCAAUAGGUACACUGUGAAAUCCUUGGUAUUAUCACAGCGGUUACACAUGCGAGGUAACAGUAACGGCGAGAUGCAGGCACAACAUUUCCGUACUUUCAUGGCUUAUCUACUACAAGAAUAUCACCUUGAUGCCACAGCACUUUCUGAAGUAUUCACAUUGUGUUGGCCAUCUGUGCACGAGAACGAAGCAAUUGAAAAAAUUUACGAAAUGGCAUUAGCCAAUCGAAGUUUCUUACUAUUUUGGGGUGGUUUCGAAGCUGCCCAGCAUUGUGUUGGUAACAAGCUUCGCACUCCGCUUGGAAAACCUCAGGAAACAUUUACCACCAUUGAGGGGGCGUUGAAAACACUAGCCCGUGAAAUAUCUUGCCAUACAGAAGUAACAAGAAAAGAUGAGCGUGGGCUUGAGUACUCCCUGCACGAACAUAAUCGUGUCAGGUUACUGAUAGAGUUUCUUGAACACUUGGAACGAGUAAUCCAUAACGCAAGUGAGGGUUGUGCACUGGCAUUGCUACCACUUUCUAAACCAGUACGAACUUUCUUCCACACAAACAAAUCAACAUGUCGAGAGUGGUUAAAUCGCAUACGGUUGGCCUUAUGUGUUGUGUCUCUUCAUGCUGGCAUGGCUGCGAACGUGCUAAGGAAUGGACAAAGGCUAAUGGAGGAUAUUUCAAACUCUGAAAAUGCUCAGGGCACUGAGUUUGAGAGAGCAGUUCUGUGCACAACCAAGGCUAUGGUGAAGCUUGGUGAAGCUGAGGCGCUUCAGGGAUUGUACGUCUACACUAAGGAUAAGGAAAAGAAGUUCACUUGGUUGAAGGCUGCAACCGAUCAAGCUGCGAGUCGAUAUGAGGCUGCAAUUGAUGGCUAUAAAAAUAUAUUGGUGGAGCAGAGUUGCUGGUGGUCCAGCCAAUCUGACAAUGAAACCACCAAUACUGCACCAAAGAUUGACAGAGAUGUCCAAGUGGCUGCAUUUUGCUUUGAACAGCUAACAAAGUGCUAUCGAGCUGUGAGUGAUUGGAGUGAAUUGGAGGCUUGGAAGGUUCAGGAGAGCGAAGUUCUCAAGAAUCCAGCUAAUGCUGUUCUCGAUAAACAGAUAUUUGAGAAUGUCGUACCACAACAAGCAAGGAGCCUGCACAAAUUCGAAGAAAACGAAAAUAUCUUGAUUGAAGAGCUCUCAGAUUGGACGCUUCUGGACAAAGAGGCUAAAACAAAUUGGAGCUGUACCAAGACAAUCAUCGAAUGUACCAAUACGCUAACCAACAUUGCAAUAAGGAUUCAGAAUGAUGUAUUUGAGGAUCACCAUAAUGAAGAUAUAGAGAAUUGUCGCAAAGUUGCAGAAAAAACUGUGAGUGAAAGUCUCCGAAGUCUGCCUGCCGAAUAUCUGAGUGAUGCCUUAAUGGUCCAGUAUUCUGCAGCUGGUCUUACUGCUCUUAUUUCAGGGAAGAAUGUCAACGCCUUUGAAUUAUACCGGGCAGAUAAAAUAAAUUACCUUGAUUCAAAUAUCCUCACACAAGUUUUAUGGUGGUCAGACUACUUUGCGAGAGCAGGCCGCACUUGUUGCACGGAAUUGGCUAGUCUACGUUUGAACGUGGUUAGGAAUGCAAGAAAAGAGUGUAAUUUUAAUCUGGCUAAACGUGAAAUCGUGAAAUAUUUCAAGGGGGAUUACGAAUUUCUUGAUGUGAAUGGAAAGAUAAAUGUUACUUUUGAUGAUCUAACUACGAAUAUAUUAAAUGGUCCAAUACACGUGAAGUGGUCAAAAAACAAUGUCAGGGCGUUCAAAGAGGUAGCUAAAAUAUUAUUUUCAAUGGAAAGUGGCGAGAAUGCCAUAAGAAUAUGCAGUGGGACUGCCCUCGGAAUAUCACAAGCAAUAGUCAACGGGGAGCAGUGUGUUGGACUCCGGGAAAUGGGGACGAAACUCUUGUUGACUCUGGGUAAGUGGAUCCAGCAGGAUGAUACAAAGAUUAACAGUAAUACACAGCUUGAGGAAUUGUUGAAAUUCGAGGCAGUUCAUAAUGACGGUUUGAUGGAUAAUUUGUUUGGUGAAACUAAAGAUCUAAUACCCAUCUCUGACAUGAUCGUCGGCAAGCUAGCACAGCUUGGCGUCAACCAGUGCCCAGAUCUACCUAAGGCUUGGUGCAAAUUUGCCGCAUGGUGUUACAAAUGGGGGCGCAAAAUUGUCGACAACUCCAAUUCUGGCCAGUUGGUGGAUACAGAUCGAGCCAACAUACGCUCCCUCCUACCCCUUGGAACAACAGAUGUUGACGUGAAUAUGAUAUUUUCAAUACUUAGUCAAAACAAAACGAUCCCAGAGGAUGAGGGUGACAUCGAUACAAGCGAUGUGAACACGUCAGAGAUGAUUGAGAAUCAAUUGCGGAACGUUGCGGUACUUAGCAAUGUCAGCCUUGAACAUCUUGGAAAGUUGGUCGAGAUAUGGCGGCAAGCGCAGAGAAGAGUCUACUCUUACUAUGAACUUUCGGCUAACGCGUAUUUCAAAUACUUAGAAUUGGCAAGCUGCGAGCCUAAUGGAUGUGCCCUCAUCACUGCCACACUAAGAAUUCUUCGUCUUGUAGUCAAACAUGCUCUUGAACUUCAAGGUGUCCUGGAGUCAGGAUUAUCCAGCACACCUACCUGCCCAUGGAAAGAAAUCAUUCCCCAAUUGUUCUCACGGCUCAGUCAUCCAGAAGCGUACGUACGAACUCGAGUUGCCGAGUUACUGUGCCGAGUUGCUGAACAUUCCCCACAUCUUAUAACAUUUCCUGCAGUGGUAGGUGCAGUAUCAGGGGACAGGUAUGAAACAACGAUAGCGCCAACGGAUCCGCUCACAGCGGAAAUGGAAUCAGCAACGACUGCGAUGAACGCAGCAACUUCGUCACUAACAGAAUUAGACUUCAUUGAAGAUGAGCGCUAUGGCAGUAAUGAUGAAGGUCAAAACAUCUUGAACUCGUGCUUUAUGCCGAUGGUUGAUUGUCUGUCAAAAAAGAUUCCAGACACUAUUAAUCAGGUACAAGUAUUGGUUAAGGAACUGAGAAGGAUAACGCUCCUCUGGGAUGAGUUGUGGCUUGCAACACUGGUUCAGCACCAUGCAGAGAUAACAAGAAGGUUUGCCCAACUGGAAAUUGAGAUCCGUAAAGUAAGGGAAAACGCGUCGUUACCAACCGACGAGAAAGAACAGCUAAUCGCUGAAAAACACCGUAUCAUUCUCAAACCAAUUAUAUUCGUACUAGAAAAUUUGUUGGCGAUUACAUCUGUACCACCUGAAACCCCACACGAAAGAUAUUUUCAGAAUAAGUUUGGUGAGCACAUCGACGAAGUCAUGAAGAAGCUUAUGAAUCCAAAGAAUCCUGGUAAACCACAAGAUGCAGGUCUAUCAUUAAAACAAUUGCAAGCUAAGUUUACGCAAAAGGCCCACAAACGAGGUGCUUAUUCUUUGAAGAUGACAGAUAUAAGCCCAGUUUUGGCAAAUCUCAAGGAUACGGGUAUCCCAAUGCCUGGUGUAUUAUCAGUUGAUAACAAAGUAGUAACUAUCAAGUCAGUAGACAUUAAUGUGCAAAUACUACCAACGAAAACGAAGCCAAAAAAGCUUAUAUUUCAUGGGUCAGAUGGCCAUGUAUACACAUACCUUUUUAAGGGCCUAGAAGAUCUACAUCUUGACGAGCGCAUCAUGCAAUUUUUGGGUAUUGCAAACACAAUGAUGUCAAAGAAUAAUGACACCAAACGAAUAUACCGGGCUCGCCACUAUUCUGUUAUACCCUUAGGACCUAGGUCAGGACUCAUACAGUGGGUCGAUGGUGUGACACCGCUUUUUGCCCUUUACAAACGAUGGCAACAACGAGAUAGCGUGAUCUCUGGUAAAGGAGCUGCUGGUGCUGUGAUGAGACCCUCCGAGUUGUUUUAUAAUAAGUUAGCUCCGCUUCUAAAAGAAAGAGGUGUUGCUCUGGACAACAGGAAAGAGUGGCCACUGCCAGUAUUAAAACAAGUCCUAGCAGAGCUGAUGGCAGAAACUCCGAAAGAUUUGUUGGCUAAGGAAAUAUGGUGCAACAGCAUAAAUCCUGGCAGCUGGUGGCAGGCGACAAAAAAUUACUCAUACUCGGUUGCCGUGAUGUCAAUAAUCGGCUAUAUAAUUGGGCUGGGUGAUAGGCACUUGGACAAUGUGUUGGUAGACCUGAAUACCGGUGAAGUUGUUCACAUUGAUUACAACGUUUGCUUCGAGAAAGGAAAAACUCUUCGAGUGCCAGAAAAGGUUCCGUUCAGGAUGACUCCUAACAUCAAGACUGCGCUUGGAGUUACAGGGGUUGAGGGUAUAUUCAGGCUCGCGUGCGAACACACGCUUCGUGUAAUGCGACGUGGGCGUGAGACCCUGCUUACGCUCCUUGAAGCGUUCGUUUACGAUCCUCUGGUGGAUUGGAGAGCCGGUGCAGAGACAAGCAUCGCAAGUUACGGUGCAUGUCAAGCACGAGCUAGGUGCACUGGCAUAGGGAGAAAGCAGUUGGAAAAAGAGAUGACUACGGCGAUGUUUACUGUAAGAGCGGCCGAGAUGCGCGCAGAAUGGACUGCUAACAGGGAUGAGCUUGUGGCGGUGUUUCCACUGCUGCGACGGCAUCUUACUCACUGGAUCGAGACAACCGCGGCAUCACGAGAAUGCCAAGACCUACUACAGGACAGGCACCAAGAAUUAGCAUUGGUGAAGGAGGCUCAGGCCAUGGGACGCACCCACGCUCUCUAUUCGGUUGUCAAGAGAUACGCCGCAUUCAAGCGGGCAAGGGAUGCCCGCGACCGGGCGAAGUCUGGUUUGGUCGAGAAAAUCGAGGAGUGUGGAAAGCACAUUAACAUGCACAAUAUUGCUUUGAGUGCAGUUCGGGGUCCUCAACUUGGACAGUGGCUAGCGGAGGUUGGAGUCCCAACAACCCCUGAGGACCAUCUCGUCUUCGAUCUUGUGAAGGAAUUUCUACAGAACGCUGGCCAAAGUCAAAUGAUUAUUCACUGCGAACAAUCCGAAAAUGAACUGGCUCAGUUAGCUACCCAACAAUCGCUACUGAUACGGAACUGUCUUGACCUUCUCAGUCAAUAUUCAGCUAUAUGUAGCCUCUACCCCAUAAGUAUAAUGUCGCGUCACAGGUCUGUCGCCUAUCAUGCGUGGUCUAACACAUUGUUAUCUACCCGUUCAGUCGAGGUCUGCCACGAGGUAAUGUCACAGUUUGAAGCCAGCUUUGCCCCAAUAACAGCAAACAAUCCCCAAGUACAGCACAUUGUGACGUUUUCAUAUCAGUUACAAUCAGUUCUCAGUAAUGCAAACGAGAGGUUCAAAAAAGCAUGUGAACGAAUGGUGGUUGAAGAAUUACCUGGUGUAUUGGGUAUUGUAGAGAAAGCCUAUACUGAUUCAAAACUACAGGUUGGUGCGUUUCUGAGACGUGAAAAGGGGGCAGAUAAGGCUCUGGAGUGCGUAAAUAUAACAGCUCUGUGCGCAUUAAAUAAAAGAUAUCUUAUGAUGGAGGGCGCGGCUAAAUGCGCUGGCGACUGCCUGGUGGAUCUUACAUCCAGAGAGGGUGAUUGGUUUCUGGAUGAGAUGUGUUUGAUGUCCUCGCUUGUUGCCGAACUGGUAACACUCAUCCCUGAUUCCCACAAAUCCAAUAACGAUCCAAAAAUUCCGCUAAUACUCAAAUGUCUGCAGAGUGCUGAUUCCAUAUACCGAGGUUUACAGGAGUUGAACUAUAAUUUUCAUACCAUCAUUUUACCUGAGGCAAUGAAGACAGUUGUUACAGAGGAACCAACUGUUAUGGUAAUGGUCAGUGAAAUAGAGGAUGUUGUAUCUACCAGUCUUCCGACUGCAGAAAUACUCGCCCAGCUCGAGAUGCAUCUCAGGUUUACUGUUAUGGAAAUGGAGAGUCCACAUGCUGGUAUCCGUGACUUGGUUGCCAGUAUACGGCAAAGAUUUGAUACCCUACUUUCACGACCAGCAGAGCUCCGCGACCCAAAUCAAGAAGAGAGCUUGACUCCUGGUCAGAUGCUACUGAUGGGCUUCAAUGGUUUGUUUGAGAAAUUGCAGAUGGAGGGAAAUGCUUUGGUCGCUACCCUUAGUACACUGAAUAUUCCCACUAGCUGGAAAAAGAUCGAUCAAAUAAGAGAAGCAAAGGAAAUGGCCUCACCAAUAUUCAAUGAUGCGGCACGCCAAGUUAUCGAAGAUAUCUUUUUGAUAAAACGACUUCAGACUAUACGCGAGUUUUUCGCGAUGUGCCGUGACACUGGAGCCGCUUUCAAGGGUGGUCCCGCUAAUGUAUUUGAUGACGAAAGAUUGAACAAACCUGUUAGAACAUUUACAGCCGAUUACGUUUCGAGGCAGUUACUCGGUGUUACGACGCAAACCUUGGCUAUUGCUUUGUGUUAUUUGCUACAGCGCAUGGGACUCAACGUAACGACUGAAAUAGAACAGAGAGAUAUUGGCGCUGAGAGCAAGGUAUCACUUGAAGAACUCUGUCGUAAAAUUGUUGACUUAUCGUUGAAGAGAGGUCUUUUUACGGGCUCAGUCUUAGCGCAGGCCAGUGCUUCUAGUAGCUCCCUUGAGAGUUCUUGGAGGAAAAAGCAGAGUGUGAGAUUAGCAAGACAGGCAGUGGAUGUCGCACGAGCAUCAGUUCAAAGAAUCCAAUUGCAUUUGACUGCCCAUCAUUGGCUCCAUGAGGAUAGUAUCAUAGUCGGUUCAACAAUAAAUCCUAUGGGACCUCUAAAUCGUCCAACUUUCAUGCUAGAUAUGCGAAAAACCGCUGCAGCAUUGUCGAAUCUACAAUCCCGGGUAUGUGAGGCAAGGGAACAACAACAGAAUUUGGUAUCAAGUGCAGGACAGCGCCUUAAAUGGGCAGCAGGUGCAAAUCCGGCACUGGGUGAAGUAAUGGCUGCAUUUGACAAUGCAGUGGCAACGUCAUGGGAUAAACUUACCCGCCAGCAUAACUUAGCUGCAGUGGUUGUGAACACCUCUAACUCUAUACUUCACUAUGAAGCUCUCAGAACAAGAACGUCAGAGAGUGUUUCGAAUGAUUCCAAUUUUAUGACAUUGAUCAAGAAUUGGGAAAAGAGUUGCGUGUUAACAGCUAAUUUAACGACAGGUGUUACACCAAUGGAAGAGAGUUUAAUAGAAUUAUUGCACUUGGAUGGGAACGUCGAUGCUAGCUGGCUGAGGCAGGCAGAGAAGCUAAUUUCAGAAGUGAUUGUGGAAACUCAGAAAAAAUUGCAGGAAAAACAAGAAUUACUGUAUGCAGCACAUGAUUCACUCAGGGAACAGGUAUUACGUCUACAAAGUGUAAUUGGUCAACACCACAGGCUAAUGAUGGAUGUGAGAGGCUUGUUGAAGACAAUGGCAAAACAAGAGAAUAUUCCCGGACUGCGCGACUAUCUUAUGAGUUAUCGUUCAUUUACUGAAAGAAUUUCAUCAGCAGUUAAAGAUCUUGAAUCUGAUGGACUCGACCCACUGAAUGCUUUUUCCAUACGAGAAGAAUUAGAGCAAUUGGAGGUGCAAACACCGUCUCUUUAUGACGAACUUCUCAACUUUGCGAACUCAACCAAACUGACUGACAAGGAAGUACCGUUUAACAAGAAGGCAAAACUGGUGAGACAGGACAGUGUAUGCUUCAGUCCCAGAAAAGGAGUUCCGUUGGCUAGAGAUCCUACAACUGGCAAAGCUGUGCAAGAGAGAAACGCAUAUGCCCUGAACGUGUGGCGCAGAGUUCGCAUGAAACUUGAGGGGCGUGACGCAAACCCGUCACGACGGUACACACCGGCCGAGCAGGUAGAGUAUGUGAUUCGGGAGGCCCAAAGCUCGGAGAACCUGGCUCUACUGUACGAGGGCUGGACACCGUGGGUCUGAGGCGUAUAGGAGCCGGCGCGUAUGCGCCGCUGGUUCUACUCUCGACUCGCGUGGUACAUCAAGAUGUACCCCCCCACCCAAAAUCAAACGGUCACCUCCUGAUCUGGUGGCCAUGGCUAACUGGCAACUUCUCUUACAACCAUGGGAGUACCAUCGUCCAUCGUGAAAUACGGUACCAGAUUGAACCGUGCUUCCGAAAUCGAAAUAUCUCGCAAGCUAAUUAAACACAUCCAUGAGUACGGAUUCUAUAGUUAUCUCAAAAUAACAUGCACAUUACCGCAAUUCACAAGAUACCAAUUGUCUUGAUUUAGCCAUUCUCCGUUUAUAAUGUAUUUUGUUUCUUUCCUAAAUCGAAGGCAGAGUGCUAGUUGAGAAAGCAUCAGGAUCAUUCAUAUGUAGGUUGCAGUAUAUCAUUCCGAAACGGUUCAGAUUUAAAAGCAGCGUGCUUAUUAUUGGCAUAAAUUUUACUGAUAUGAACAAUAUAAUAUGACACAGGCCUUUAUUUUAUUUUAUGCUGUAAUGUGAUACCUGUAUAUGAAGUAAAAGUAAUACUAUUUUGACCAUCUAUAUUGUCAAUUUCGAUUCGUCAGCCUUGCUAACAGUUAGGCUCGAAUUUAAAAAUAUAUAACUUUAUAAACAUUUUGGUGUAUAGCAGUCACAGCCGAUUAAGUUGCCACAUGGCUUUAAUCAAUUACGCGCCAUUCUAUUGUGUGCAUGUCAACGAAGAAUCCUAAUUUUUGAGAUAGCAGUAGAAUCCGUAAGGUGUUUACAUUAGUAAAGUAGUUAUGGGGCGUAUGGAUAGGAACCACUCGAGCAGAAUGCUGAAAUGAUUCCACGACAGCCAGCAUUGAAUAUUAUGGGUCUAUCUUAUAUUCGUCGCGGACAUCGCGUAUUUUAUUACCAAAGUACGAAUUCAGUGUAUUUUGUACUUUGUUUCUGAUAUGCGGGUACCUUGGUUGCUGGGUUUGCGCGGUAAAGAACUGUACUAUAUUUCACAUUUUCGUGAGACCGAGUGAAGGAUCGUGUAGUUCAUACAUGAAACAAUAUCACAUAUAGCAAUCAUUAAUGUGGUCUACUCUCCGUUGAAUAUGAAAAUAAUGAAAUGAUUUCAAAACUGACACAGUUAUCAUAGCAAAAUUGCAUUCUUAGCGAUUGAAUCGGCAACCAAGGUUCACAUAUCCACUUUCGGAGAUCAGAGUCCGUCUCGCAAAUGUAAAGGCGUCUGACAUCUGUGUACCUGCAGGUACUCCAAGAAAUAAUACAAUAACUUGGAAAAAUCUUGUGUCUAAUUUAUAUUCAUCAAGUCUUUACACCUGUACUGGAAUUAUAUUAAAAUUAUAAUCUAUUUCUCAACAUUUAAA